GUGGAUGACUCGGAUGUGGACGCUGAGAUGCUGCCGCACCACAAGGCGGCGGCCAACCGACAAUUCUCCGGCAUCGAGAUCAUCGAUCAGCCACGCGAGCCAAGCAAGCAGAGGCUGCAGCAGGCACACCUAGACCAAAGUGCAGCAAAUCACGCUGGCGUAGAAGAGCAGGGACAACGACAGCGAGCACCAAGAGAAAAACAGAAAACAGGCGCAAAUGGAGCAGCGAUACGUGGCCGAGCGAAUCCUGCAACGACUGGCGGGAUUAUGAAAAAAACCAAGCGCAACGAGACGACCAAGAAUCUGGAGCGUGAAAAGCUCUUGCCUGGGGCGGGAGGAGAGCAUCGUGCUCAAGGCCAGCUUGACGUAGCCACUGAAGACUUCGAGCCGAAGGCAGCACCCAGACGUCGGUCUUGUUCGGAUCCAACUGUGCCACAUCCAAAGCAGCAUCGCCGCACGGUGCAAAUCAUGGAGCGGGUCUCGGAGCGCGACGCUGAGCAGUCGCCCUUCCAGGACGAAGGUGGUGUACACCAAGAAGAAAGAGCCGAGGAAGAGAAUGCUGCAGCACGUGCAACCGGCACUGGCUUCCCAGACGCAGCGAAAAAAGCGCCGAAACUGAGUGUGGUAAUCGAAGCUGCACAGCGGGGAAGGAAUCGGACAACGACCGGUGACCAAGGCCGCUCGACAAAGCAAGGUGGGAACACGCUUCGUGGAUCUUUAACUGGGCGCGAGACGGUACAGCAUGGCGUGAGGCCUAGCACCUCCGAUUCAAACGACGACGAACACAACGCGGCAGCUCCGCGAGCGACAGAUUUACCUCGGGUUCGACGGACAACCGCGGUUGGUGUGGACGGGAGACCGUCUAUGCGCCGCAUGCGCCGUAGCCGCAGCACACAAGUGUUGAUCUACAAUCGAAAGUCCAUUUGUAUCAACUCCGAAAUUGUCAUUCCCUCGUUCGAGAACAGCGGUCAGAUUUUUGGUGACUACGAGUUCGACCGAUCCCGGGCGUCGAAGCUCGGUGCGGGGGCUUUCGGCAAAGUUUGCAUAGUGCGCAGCAAGCGUUCGGGUUUCAAACGGGCAUGCAAGAAGGUUGAGAUGGCCUCACGACAGGACCAUGAGUUGAUCUCUCUUGAAAUCGAAGCCAUGAAAUCGCUGGACCAUCCUAACGUGUGCCGGCUCUAUCGCUGCUAUUACGAAGGCGGCGCGGGCGCAGGAAACCCCGCUUCCGGGGGCGGGAAGCUCAAUGGCGGCGGCGGAGUUGCUGCGCCACGUCCUAGCGUAGCGGCGGCUAGUGGGCAGCCGGCGUGUGGAUCGUCUGUUUCUUUGGUAAUGGAGCUGUGCACCGAAGGCACCCUUCAGGAUGCGAUUAAUAAGGCCUUGGACGACUCCUCUCGUAGACGAAAGAAGCUCAUGCUGGCUGGGGGAGAGCAGCACGCAGGUGGCCGCGGUGGGGCGCUGGCGAUGGGUCAUCAUCUGACCACGCCACGAGGAGCACCUGACGCGAAAGGGC
This is a messenger RNA of Amoebophrya sp. A25, 1510 nucleotides long. NCBI's taxonomy places the organism in Eukaryota, Dinophyceae, Syndiniales, Amoebophryaceae. The record is from the annotation of a GenBank genome assembly.